This is a messenger RNA of Panthera uncia (snow leopard), 9427 nucleotides long. RefSeq names its product solute carrier family 12 member 6 (gene SLC12A6). The transcript is spliced from 25 exons. Gene Ontology annotation, biological process: chloride transmembrane transport; potassium ion import across plasma membrane; potassium ion homeostasis. Lineage: Eukaryota; Metazoa; Chordata; Mammalia; Carnivora; Felidae. Gene Ontology annotation, cellular component: membrane. The record is from RefSeq and is a predicted model, not a curated record. The coding region runs from base 2945 to 6253 and encodes 1102 amino acids. Gene Ontology annotation, molecular function: potassium:chloride symporter activity.
AGAGAGAGGGAGACACAGAAUCGGAGGCAAGCUCCAGGCUCUGAGCCAUCAGCCCAGAGCCCAACGCGGGGCUCGAACUCGCGGACCGCGAGAUCGUGACCUGAGCUGAAGUCGGACGCUUAACCGACUGAGCCACUCAGGCGCGCCUAUUGUGCACUCUUAAGGCUACUUUCAUGUAGCGUGAUGUUUUGAUAUACAUUCAGAUUGUUGCUUGUAUCACUGAGUCAUUCCUUUUUUUAUCUGAAUAGUAAUCUUUUGUAUGAAUACAUCAUAGUUGGUUUACCCAUUCUGCUAUGGAUAUACAUCUGGGUUGUUUCCAGUUUUUGGUUAUUGUUAAUAAGCUGUUAUGAAUAUUCUUGGACAAGUCUUUUUGUGGGAAUAUGUUUUCAUUUUGGGAGGAUAAAUACCUAGAAGUGCAAUUGCUGAGUUAUAGGGGAGAGUACUAGACUUUUCCCUAAAUUGGGUGAACCAAUUUACGCCAAUAUAUAAAAGUAUCUUUUGUUUAACAUUCUCACCAGAUUUGGUGUUUCCAGUCUUACCAGUUUUAGCCAUUAGUGUGGAUAUGCAGUGGUACUUCACUGUGGUAGUUUAUUGAUGUUUUUAUCUUAUUUAUUUUUUAAGUAGUCACUAUGCCCAAUGGGGGACUCCAAAUUACAGCCCCAAGAUCAAGAGUUACAGGCUCUUCCAACUAAACCAGCCAGGUGCCUCCAUUGUGGUAGUUUAUUGUAUGUUAAAUAUCGUUUUCUUAUAUCCUACCUUCCCUAUCUAAUCACUGUCUACACAGCACUGCCCUCAGCUUUACCAGAACCGCACCCCCUCCCCAGCUUUUUCUGUAUUACUUUAACUUUGCCUUCAAUUUUUUUUGCCAUUGCACUUUUAUCUAUAGGCCACUCUGGGAGAGAACUAUUUUAAAAUUGCUGAGCACUGUGGUAUCAAAUCAUCGAGUUUGGUAAAUAAAUACGCCUAUCAUAGGUCAACAGGAAUGUUUUGCCUUCCUACUUGUUUGGUUUGCAGAUAUUUUUAGAGGGGAGAGGUGACAGGAUAAUAUUUUUACAUAGACUUAUAUGCACAAGCUGUACACAGAUGUAUAACACAAGUCAAUGUUCUUAUCCAUCAACUGUAGAUUAGCCCUAGUUCAACUCUCUUUUUAUAAUAAAUAUGAAAGGCAAGAUCCUAUUGGAAAUAUCCAGUGGCACUGAAGAAUUUGGAACCCAGAAUCUACUAUUGAAAUUUUUGACAAUUUGGUAGUUAAGUUCCUUUGAAUAAAUUAGUAGAGUAGCUUCCUGAGUUGUAAGUACGGGAAAGUCACCCAAGGCACUACCACACUUAAUUUUCUUUCAAAAAUAAAAUAGUUACGAAGACUUCUUAGGUGAUAAACUUUUUUUUUCCCCCAUAUAGUAGUAAUUUGCAAUCUUGGCUGCUUGUUUGAACCAUCUGAGAGUGAGAAAUAGGGGAGCUUUUAAAAUCCUUAUUGCCCAGGCUCUACUCCAGAGCAAUUAAAUUACAGUAUCUGGGAUAGGACCCAGGCAUCAGUAUUUUGUAAAUUUCCCCAGGUGAUUCCAGUGUGCAGCUAAGAUUACAAAUCAGUGCUACAUGGGAACCCAUGAAAUAAAAUUUAGGGGCGUGUGUGUGAGUUUUCUUUCUGUGAAACUUCUAUGUUGCUUACUAACAAGGGUAUUACAGGUUUUUAGGUUGGGCUUUGCUGUUUACAAACUCUGUGACUUUGGGCAAGUUGCUUAGCCUAAUGUUUCUGUGAUGAUUAAAUGAAAUCAUAAUGAAAAGUUUUUAGUGCAAUGCAGAGUACAAAGUAGAUCUUUAACAACUAUUGGUUUCCUUUUCUUUUAGAAAUGGUAUAGGAAUAAAUGAGGAUUAUAAACUAUCAUUCCUUCUUUGUUAAAUUUAGUGCAGCCUUAUAUGUCAGGUGUUACUAACAACAAAGCCCUUAUAUUCUAUCAUCAACAUAGAAGUUACCACAGGGCUCAAUGUACUGAAGUCCCUUAUCAGUGCAGAGAUAGACCUCAUACUCUAUAGUUAAAGCCAUCAACUGAGCACUGGACACAGUUAUCUGAUAAAAUAUACCAAGAUUUAAAUAUGUUACAUGUGUUGAAGGAACCAUACACCACCUAAUCAGAGGGAUUAUCUUGAAUUUUUUUUCUUUAAAACACGAUGUUUAAACUCUGUACAAAAAAAAAGUCUGAACUCUUUAAAAAUAUUUUGCUCUUUUAAACAAACUUGGACUUCGGGGAAUAUUAAUGUCUUGUCUUGGAAGUUGUGGUAUACACUACAGUAUCUACAACUAUGCCUUGUAUAAAAUAUGUAGGCAUUCAUUGAAUACUUGCUGAAUGAGUGUUCUCAUCGGAACCAUAAGAAAUUACUAUUUUUCAUAUGCUUUGAAAUAAAGCAACAACAGAAGCUUACAAAUAGUUUGUUUCAUUUCCUAAAUUUAUGUGGUGCCAGUUUCUCUUUAAAGAGGAAAGUUUGUACAAUGAACUGGUCCCUAAUCUUUCUCGUGUGAAAUGUGAGGGCAGAGGUUGAGAUCACGACGUGCACAUAGGGAUGGAAAUAACUUAAGUGAAGGAAACGAGCGGGUGAGCACACAGGGGGCGGCAGGUCAUGAAUUCUGCCCACUCGCAGCUUUUGGCAGCUCUGGAAAGGCGGCCUAAGAAGUUCUUGGGAUUCUUGAGCUUAACAACCAUAAGCAAGGGGUGGAGUGCUUAAUCCUUUCGAGUGAAUGAUAAACACUGUGGAAGGCGUGUCUUCCAGCGUUCCACUCCCUUGGGGCUGUAGGUCACGUGAGCAGAAAGUACUUCCCUCUUCCCAGCCUUCGUCUCCCGUAGGCAGUGAUUUGAGUGCGAAAGGGGCACAGUAAGGAAGAGGUAGGUAAGGAAAGUAGAGUGGAGGGCAGUGUAACUACAGAACGAGCACGGGAUUUCUACGUGUAACAAUGCCACACUUUACCGUGACUAAGGUGGAGGACCCAGAGGAGGGGGCAGCAGCUUCGGUCUCCCAAGAGGGGGCGACCAGCUUAGCAGAAAUAAAAGCCCUGAUUCAGCAUUCAGAUGAACUAGACCCGAGUCAGAACUCCAUCACAGGGGAACACAGCCAGCUGUUAGAUGAUGGGCAUAAUAAGAAAGCUCGAAAUGCUUAUCUCAAUAAUUCCAAUUAUGAAGAAGGAGAUGAAUAUUUUGAUAAAAACCUGGCACUCUUUGAGGAAGAAAUGGACACAAGACCAAAGGUAUCUUCUCUCCUCAACCGUAUGGCCAAUUAUACUAAUCUGACACAAGGAGCGAAGGAACAUGAAGAGGCAGAGAACAUCACUGAGGGGAAAAAGAAGCCCACCAAGACCCCUCAAAUGGGUACUUUCAUGGGUGUCUACCUCCCCUGUCUACAAAAUAUUUUUGGAGUGAUCUUGUUUCUACGCCUUACAUGGGUUGUGGGCACGGCUGGCGUUCUUCAGGCCUUCGCAAUCGUCCUUAUCUGCUGCUGCUGUACAAUGUUGACUGCUAUCUCCAUGAGUGCCAUUGCCACUAAUGGAGUGGUGCCAGCUGGAGGCUCAUACUUUAUGAUUUCCCGGGCCCUGGGCCCAGAGUUUGGUGGGGCUGUUGGCCUCUGCUUUUAUCUUGGUACCACAUUUGCAGCAGCCAUGUAUAUCCUUGGUGCCAUUGAAAUUUUUCUGGUAUAUAUUGUGCCCCGAGCUGCCAUCUUUCGUAGCGAUGAUGCACUCAAGGAAUCAGCAGCCAUGCUAAAUAACAUGCGUGUCUAUGGCACCGCGUUCUUGGUUCUCAUGGUAUUGGUGGUAUUCAUCGGUGUACGCUAUGUGAACAAGUUUGCCUCACUUUUCCUGGCCUGUGUCAUUGUGUCCAUCUUGGCCAUCUAUGCUGGAGCCAUCAAGUCUUCUUUUGCCCCUCCACACUUCCCGGUCUGCAUGCUGGGUAACCGCACCCUUUCAUCAAGACACAUUGAUACUUGCUCUAAGACCAAGGAAAUUAACAACAUGACAGUACCAUCAAGGUUAUGGGGCUUCUUCUGUAACUCAAGUCAGUUUUUCAAUGCCACCUGUGAUGAAUACUUUGUUCACAAUAAUGUCACUUCAAUCCAGGGCAUUCCUGGAUUGGCUAGUGGUGUCAUUACAGAGAAUCUUUGGAGUAAUUACCUACCAAAGGGAGAGAUCAUUGAAAAGCCCUCAGCCAAAUCUUCUGAUGUCUUGGGCAGCUUAAAUCAUGAGUAUGUCCUUGUUGACAUCACCACCUCUUUUACUCUUCUGGUGGGGAUCUUCUUUCCUUCUGUCACAGGUAUCAUGGCUGGAUCAAACAGAUCUGGAGAUCUGAAAGAUGCUCAAAAGUCUAUUCCCAUUGGCACUAUCCUCGCCAUCCUGACCACCUCCUUUGUCUAUUUAAGCAAUGUUGUCCUUUUUGGUGCCUGUAUUGAAGGUGUUGUUCUCAGAGACAAGUUUGGGGAUGCUGUGAAAGGUAAUCUUGUGGUGGGUACCUUAUCUUGGCCAUCCCCAUGGGUGAUUGUUAUUGGCUCCUUCUUCUCCACAUGUGGGGCUGGACUUCAGAGUCUCACAGGUGCACCAAGGCUGCUCCAGGCUAUAGCCAAGGAUAACAUCAUACCCUUUCUGAGGGUUUUUGGUCACAGCAAAGCCAAUGGGGAACCUACCUGGGCUUUACUUCUAACUGCCGCCAUUGCAGAGCUGGGAAUCCUUAUCGCCUCCCUGGAUCUUGUGGCCCCAAUUCUUUCUAUGUUUUUCCUCAUGUGUUACCUCUUUGUGAACUUGGCAUGUGCCUUGCAAACAUUACUUCGAACACCCAACUGGAGACCCCGGUUUCGCUACUACCACUGGGCCCUCUCUUUCAUGGGAAUGAGUAUCUGUCUGGCUCUGAUGUUCAUUUCUUCCUGGUAUUACGCUAUUGUAGCUAUGGUGAUAGCUGGUAUGAUCUACAAGUACAUCGAGUACCAAGGAGCGGAGAAAGAAUGGGGUGAUGGAAUCCGUGGGCUGUCCCUCAGUGCAGCCCGAUUUGCUUUGCUUCGGCUGGAGGAAGGACCUCCACACACUAAAAACUGGAGGCCUCAGUUGCUUGUAUUGCUGAAACUAGAUGAAGACUUACACGUCAAGCAUCCUCGCCUCCUCACCUUUGCUUCACAGCUUAAAGCAGGAAAGGGCCUCACUAUUGUGGGCUCUGUUAUCGUGGGGAACUUCCUGGAGAACUACGGGGAAGCUCUAGCUGCUGAGCAGACCAUAAAACAUCUAAUGGAGGCAGAGAAGGUGAAAGGGUUCUGCCAGCUGGUGGUGGCGGCCAAGCUGAGAGAGGGCAUUUCCCACCUCAUCCAGUCAUGUGGCCUUGGGGGCAUGAAGCACAACACCGUGGUGAUGGGAUGGCCUAAUGGCUGGCGCCAGAGUGAAGACGCUCGAGCUUGGAAGACUUUUAUUGGCACAGUUCGAGUGACAACUGCUGCCCAUCUGGCCCUGCUGGUGGCUAAAAACAUCUCCUUCUUUCCCAGCAACGUGGAGCAGUUUUCUGAGGGCAACAUUGAUGUGUGGUGGAUUGUGCAUGAUGGGGGGAUGCUCAUGCUCUUACCAUUCCUACUUAAACAGCACAAGGUGUGGCGAAAAUGCAGCAUACGGAUCUUCACAGUAGCCCAGUUAGAAGACAAUAGUAUUCAGAUGAAGAAGGACCUGGCCACCUUCCUCUAUCACCUUCGCAUUGAGGCAGAGGUGGAGGUGGUGGAGAUGCAUGACAGUGACAUUUCAGCUUAUACUUAUGAGCGCACCCUGAUGAUGGAGCAGAGAUCCCAGAUGCUCCGGCACAUGCGACUGUCCAAAACCGAGCGGGACAGAGAGGCACAGUUGGUGAAAGACCGGAACUCAAUGCUGCGAUUGACCAGCAUUGGCUCUGAUGAGGAUGAAGAGACAGAAACCUAUCAGGAGAAGGUGCACAUGACUUGGACAAAAGACAAGUACAUGGCAUCCCGGGGACAAAAGGCCAAGUCGAUGGAAGGAUUCCAGGACCUGCUUAACAUGCGUCCGGACCAGUCCAAUGUGAGGAGGAUGCAUACAGCAGUGAAACUCAAUGAGGUUAUAGUUAACAAGUCCCACGAAGCAAAGCUUGUUUUGUUGAAUAUGCCAGGGCCACCUCGAAACCCUGAGGGUGAUGAAAACUACAUGGAGUUCCUAGAAGUGCUCACCGAGGGACUAGAGCGAGUCCUCCUUGUCCGAGGUGGUGGCAGUGAAGUGAUCACCAUUUAUUCAUAAUCUACUCCUGAGUGACUCUGCUUGGCCUCACCUUUCCUAAAAGGCUUCCAUCCUUCGUGGAAGUGCCAGCUCUUUACUACUACUCCCAUCAAGUAGGCCUGGGUUCUGUACACAUCACACUGAACUCUUGACAGGCUGAGCCUCAAGUACUUGUGCAAAAAAAGUACAAAUAGUUCUGCUCUUUGCUGUCAUAUGAUCUGCCAUCCUUACAGAAGAAGCAAAUAUUCCCUCAACAUUGGAACACUGGUCAAGUCCUAAAAGCCAUGUCUGUCCCAGUUGAAGUCAAGUUAGAAUUAACAAGCUAAACCAAUAAAAAUGAAUUGGCAAAAGGGAUGCUAGAAAUUCAACUGAAGACCGAAAGCAAGUACAGGUCCAACAUUAAAGGGAAGUCUCAGAAGUCAUGGUCCAGUGAUGACACCAUGGGGGUAACAGCCAGAGGACACAGCUUCAUCAUACUAAAGAAAUCACAGCCAAGUAUAUGGGGACCUAACAUCCUUGUGGAGAUAACCUGUGGCAAACCAAGAUGAAAACCUUUUUUAGCUAAUUUUCUUUAAUGAAUCCACUGUUCUCCAGGACUCUGAUUUUCUGUUAGGGUACUAAUAUACAAAAACUGACACAUGGCUGCAGCCUUUACUUCUUCCUCCAAAAUAAGAUUCUCCCCAAAUACCAGGUUUAAGUACAUAUACUAUGUUGGUGUAUAUAUAUAUAUAUGUGUGUGUGUGUGUGUGUGUGUGUGUGUGUGUGUGUGUAUGUGUAUACACACAUAUAUGUAGGUGUAUAUAUAUGUAUAUAUAUAUGUGUGUGUAUAUAUAUACGUAUAUGUGUGUAUAUAUACACGUAUACACACACACACACAUAUAUGUAUCAGCUGGUUCUCAAAAUCGAUUCUGUGGUUAAGAUUGUAAUACAGGCAUUAUUAUCCUGGAAAUUGUUUUUUAAAGUUGGAGUGGAAAAUUUUCUUUCAGGUUGUGUUCAAAUGGCCAAAUUAAGGUAACUCCAAAUGGUAGCUGUUAAGAUCUACUGAAACACAGUCUGUGGUUACCUAUGCGACAAGGGCAAACAUUAAAGUUGUUAUCUAGGAAACCUAGAUGAUGAUGCAUAGUGCCCAACAGUUUCUCCUCUCCCUUUUUUUUAUGCCCUCUGGGUUGGUAGGCAGGCAUAGGUCAAAAAUCAGGAACAAACACUAGGAAGACUGGCUGAAAUCCUUCCCUAAAAGCGUUGGACUGUCUUUUAAAGGGGGAAUCUAGCAAUGGGAUUUGAAGUUCCAGAGCCAUACUCCUUCCAUAGUGCCAAAGAUUGAGCUGCUGCUCCUCUCCCUACCUUCUUCACUAAAGUGGCAUAUGAUUGGCAUUGGCCUGAUUCAAGAAACUUCUCUUUCACUAAGAAUCCUGUGGACUCAUUUCCAAAGCCAUAGCAAAGACUUGAGGCACUCACCUAAAUGCCCACAAUAUGAGCAGUUUUCUUUUCUCAAUUCUAUUCUUGUGACUGCAGAAACUUGGCUCUGAACUAAGAGUAUCCAAGCCAACAGUCCUCUGCUAUAACAGUUGUUUUCAGAAAGCUCUAAAUGUGUCAAGGAAAUACUUGUGCAAGCUUAGCUUUUUAUUUGCUCAUUUACUGGUCAUUAAAACACCUGGCUUUCAAGCAUAGGGAAACCACCUUGAGUAGUAAUUGCAAAUAUGUGAAAUGUUCAUUUCUUUUAUAGGAUAAGUAUUUAGAGAAACUAUCCUAACUGUAUUCAUGACUGAUUUUGAAUCACUUUAUUAAUGAUAAAUAGUGCCACUCUUUUUUGAUUACCCAAUAGGAUUUGGAGGAAGCAAACCUAGGUAUCAGCAGACUAUUCAUUUGACUGUUACGGGGCAGAGGAGAACUCUUCAGUAUGGCUUCAGAAAUUGAGUCAUUUUGUUCCCUUUGCUCUUUUUUCAACCUCAAGACCCAGUCAGGGUAGCAAAGCAGACACAAUCUUUAAGUCUUUUUCCUGCUCCUUCCUGCAGAGGGUAGAAGCAUUGUUUACAGUUUCCACCGUAAUACUCCAUUGUUGAAUUGAGUCCACAGUAGUGGAAUAGGUUCCUUAGGACCCAAGAUAUUGACACCCCAGUCUUUAAAGGUCAGCCUACCCAGGAAUUCCUCUACAUUUACACACAUCCUCUGGCCAAAGUAGUUGAUCUUUUUUUUUCCAUAUAGAAAAAAUAUGGGCAGAAAACAAGGUUUUAGAAGAGCUUUUUGUGGUUGGAGCUCUAUAAGAAUCUUUUAAAAGGGAUAACAGAGUUAGUGGCUACUAAUACAGCCGCUACUUCAGCCCUUAAAACAUACAAUCACCAUUAUGUGGGAAAAUGGUUAUUAGGCCAGAUUUAAACUCAUCUCUGUCUACAGCAUUUCACGUCCGUGUGUUGCUUAUGUUGUUUGUCUGCAAAGUGUCUUGUCUCUUCUAAUCACUGCAAAUAAAGCAAUACUGAAAACUUGAUAAGAGAAUGCACCUUAGGGGAAGGGGCUUUUAUGUUUCAAGAAGGAAGAGAAAGGAAAGACCUCUUCCUGCCUUUUGAGUAAGAGUCAGCUUUUAAGUCUCAGCUAUGAUUUACCAGGGCAGAUUAUGACAAUAUCCAUUCUCCAGAUCCUGGCCCUCUGCCUUCUAAAGCUAUCCUAAAAGCUGAGGCUUGAAUUGCAGCAUCUGCUUGACAGAUGCCAGGUUCCUCUUGGCAGGGGAAAGAUCAUUACUGUGUAUCUUCCUUUGCCUCAGAUGGCUGUGGCCCCGACUAUCCCGCCAAUCCUCACGCCCCCUACAUGUGUUAAAAAUCCAUUAUUGUGGAUAUUAAAGUAGCGAUUACACUGUAAGCAUAUUUACGUGCCCUUUUUGUCUGGUUUAUUUUUCUUUUCAUCAUGUAUAAUCUGAAUCCAGCAUUAGUUUCUUACAUCUUCCACAAAUGUCUCCAACAGAAUUUUUAUGUUCCAGCUUGUGUUAAAUAGAAGUGAAAUAUUAAGGAAAAUAGAUUUAAGGGAAACUUGUACAACUUUUUUUUAAGCAUUGUUCUCGACCAUUUAAUUUAUUGAAAGGAGCUGCUGCUGUGGUUCUCGAUUUAGCAGCGGCCAUUCUUUUGUUUACAUAGAGUUACAGUUUUAUUUGUUGUUUUGCUCUGUACUGGAAACAUAAAUAAAGUUUUCUACAUUAUUUUCAGUCAA